This is a messenger RNA of Sardina pilchardus (European sardine), 5102 nucleotides long. RefSeq names its product Ca2+-dependent activator protein for secretion a (gene cadpsa). The record is from RefSeq and is a predicted model, not a curated record. Gene Ontology annotation, cellular component: glutamatergic synapse. The coding region runs from base 71 to 3982 and encodes 1303 amino acids. Lineage: Eukaryota; Metazoa; Chordata; Actinopteri; Clupeiformes; Clupeidae. The transcript has 31 exons. Gene Ontology annotation, biological process: synaptic vesicle exocytosis; positive regulation of exocytosis; dense core granule exocytosis.
GGUGUUUGUGUCGGCGCGACCAGUCUCACCAGACUCGCCCAACACUAGACGUUCAUCAGUUUGAAUCAAAAUGUUGGAUCCAUCAUCAAGCGAGGAGGAAACAGAUGAGAUAGUGGAAGAGGAGCGUAAAGUAGUGGCAGCUCCUAAGGCUGGCGCCCGUGUCUCCCCAAGUCGGACCAGUGAGGGCUCUGGUGGCUUACAACCCAGUCGGAGUAGUAAUGUCCGUCCGUCAAGUCCGAGCCCUUCGGUGGCGAGUGAGAAGGAGAAGGAGGACUUGGAAAAGAUGCAAAGAGAAGAGGAAGAGCGAAAGAAGAGACUACAGCUCUAUGUCUUUGUCAUGCGCUGCAUCGCUUACCCUUUCAACGCUAAACAACCAACCGACAUGGCGAGACGACAACAAAAGAUCAGCAAGAUGCAGCUGCAAACAGUCAAGGAACGUUUCCAGUCCUUUCUCAGCGGAGACACACAGAUUGUGGCCGAUGAGGCGUUCAUCAAUGCCGUCCAGAGCUACUAUGAGGUGUUCCUGAAGAGCGACCGCGUGUGCCGCAUGGUGCAGAGCGGCGGCUGCUCGGCCAACGACUCGCGCGAGGUCUUCAAGAAGCACAUCGAGAAGCGCGUGCGCAGCCUCCCGGAGAUCGACGGCCUGAGCAAGGAGACGGUGCUCAGCUCGUGGAUGGCCAAGUUCGACACCAUCCACCGGGGCGAGGAGGACCCGCGCAAGCACCAGCAGCGCCUGACGGCCAGCGCCGCCUCCGAGCUCAUCCUCAGCAAGGACCAGCUCUACGAGAUGUUCCAGGGCAUCCUCGGCAUCAAGAAGUUCGAGCACCAGCUGCUCUACAACGCCUGUCAGCUCGACAAUCCAGAUGAGCAGGCGGCCCAGAUCAGGAGAGAACUGGACGGACGGCUGCAGAUGGCCGAUCAGAUCGCCAGGGGUGGCAAGUUUCCCCGGUUCGUGUCGAAGGAGAUGGAGGCCAUGUACAUUGAGGAGCUCAAGUCGUCUGUGAACCUGCUGAUGGCCAACCUGGAGAGCAUGCCCGUGUCCAAGGGAGGGGAGUUCAAGCAGAAGCUCAAGAGAGGAUACAACACCUCCAUCAUAGACAUGGGCCAGGAGGACGAGAACCAGCUCUCCAAGUCCGACGUGGUGCUCUCUUUUACCCUGGAGGUGGUGAUUAUGGAGGUGCAGGGUCUCAAGUCCCUGGCGCCCAACCGGAUCGUCUACUGCACCAUGGAGGUGGAGGGAGGCCAGAAGCUCCAGACCGACCAGGCUGAAGCCUCCAAGCCAACCUGGGGGACGCAGGGAGACUUCACCACCACACACCCACUCCCGGCCGUCAAGGUGAAGCUGUUCACCGAGAGCACCGGUGUGUUGGCUCUGGAGGACAAGGAGCUGGGCCGGGUGGUCCUGCACCCAACACCCAACAGCCCCAAGCAGGCGGAGUUGCACAAAAUGACCGUGUCCAAAGGCUGCCCGGAUAGUGACCUCAAGAUCAAACUGGCUGUUCGCAUGGAUAAACCUCAGAACAUGAAGCACUGUGGGUAUUUGUGGACCAUUGGGAAGAAUGUGUGGAAGAGGUGGAAGAAGAGGUUCUUCGUCCUGGUGCAGGUGAGCCAGUACACGUUCGCCAUGUGCAGCUACCGGGAGAAGAAGGCGGAGCCUGUUGAGCUGUUGCAGCUGGACGGAUACACUGUGGACUACACCGACCCUCAACCAGGCCUGGACGGUGGCCGGACCUUCUUUAAUGCUGUGAAGGAGGGCGACACUGUGAUCUUUGCCAGCGAUGACGAACAGGACCGCAUCCUGUGGGUCCAGGCCAUGUACCGGGCCACAGGCCAGUCUCACAAGCCCGUGCCGCCCACGCAGGUCCAAAAGCUCAACUCCAAAGGGGGCACGGCGCCCCAGCUGGACGCGCCCAUAUCGCAGUUCUCCGGACCGAGGGACGCAGACCGGGCACAGAAGCACGGCAUGGACGAGUUCAUCUCGGCCAACCCCUGCAGCUUCGACCACUCCUCGCUCUUCGAGAUGCUUCAGCGCCUCACCCUGGACCACAGGCUCAACGACUCCUACUCCUGCCUGGGCUGGUUUAGUCCAGGUCAGGUGUUUGUGCUGGACGAGUACUGUGCGCGGAACGGCGUGCGCGGCUGCCACCGGCACCUGUGCUACCUGCGGGACCUGCUGGAGCGGGCGGAGAACGGUGCCAUGAUCGACCCCACCCUGCUGCACUACAGCUUCGCCUUCUGCGCCUCGCACGUCCACGGGAACAGGCCAGAUGGGAUCGGAACCGUGUCGGUGGACGAGAAGGAGCGCUUUGAGGGCAUCAAGGAGAGGCUGCGUGUUCUCCUGGAGAACCAGAUUACCCACUUCAGGUACUGCUUCCCAUUUGGAAGACCGGAGGGAGCAUUGAAGGCGACUCUGUCUCUGUUAGAGAGGGUCCUGAUGAAAGAUAUCGUAACCCCUGUGCCUCAGGAGGAGGUGAAAAAUGUCAUCCGAAAAUGUCUGGAGCAGGCCGCCUUAGUGAACUAUCAACGACUCUCUGAGUAUGCCAAAGUAGAAGUAGACAAAAAUCAGAAGGAUCACAAGGAUCCAGAGAAUGUAGGCCGGUUAGUCACUCCUGCCAAAAAGCUGGAGGACACCAUUCGUCUGGCAGAGCUGGUGAUAGAGGUCCUGCAACAGAACGAGGAGCACCACGCUGAGGCCUUUGCGUGGUGGUCGGACCUGAUGGUGGAGCACGCCGAGACCUUCCUGUCGCUGUACGCCGUGGACAUGGACGCGGCGCUGGAGGUGCAGCCCCCGGACAGCUGGGACAGCUUCCCCCUCUUCCAGCUGCUCAACGACUUCCUGCGCGUGGACUAUAACCUUUGCAAUGGAAAGUUCCACAAGCACCUGCAGGACCUGUAUGCCCCCUUGGUGGUGCGCUACGUGGACCUGAUGGAGUCCUCCAUCGCCCAGUCCAUCCACAGGGGCUUUGAGAGGGAGUCAUGGGAGCCAGUCAAGAGUCUAACCAGUAAUCUGCCCAAUGUCAACCUUCCCAAAGUACCAAACCUAACAGUGCCAGUUAACCUGCCUAGCUUUUCCACUUCGACAUGGAUGACAGCCCUAUCAGACACAGACAAUGGUUCGGGGACGUCGGAGGACCUCUUCUGGAAGCUGGACGCCCUGCAGACCUUCAUACGGGACCUGCACUGGCCAGAGGAGGAGUUCGGCAAGCACCUGGAGACCCGGCUCAAGCUGAUGUCCAGCGACAUGAUCGAGUCGUGCGUCAAACGAACGCGGGCCGCCUUCGAGGCGAAGCUCCAGAGGAGCAGCCGGACAACAGAUUUCCGCGUGCCGCAGUCAAUAUGCACCAUGUUCAACGUGAUGGUGGACGCCAGGGCCCAGUCGGCCAAGCUGUGUGCCAUGGAGCUGGGCCAGGAGCGGCAGUACCACUCUCAAAUCGACAAUCUCAUUGAGGAGACGGUGAAGGAGAUGAUCACCCUGCUGGUUGCAAAGUUUGUGGUCAUUCUCGAGAGUGUCCUGGCCAAGUUGUCCCGCUACGACGAGGGAACGCUCUUCUCUUCCUUCCUGUCUUUCACAGUGAAAGCAGCCUCAAAAUAUGUGGAUGUGCCUAAGCCGGGGAUGGACGUGGCCGACAGCUACGUCACCUUCGUCCGGCACUCCCAGGACAUGCUGCGGGAUAAGGUCAAUGAGGAGAUGUAUAUAGAAAGGUUAUUUGACCAAUGGUAUAGCAGCACUAUGAAUCUCCUGGGCACCUGGCUAACAGACCGCAUGGAUCUCCAGCUUCACCUGUACCAGCUCAAGAUCCUCAUACGUAUCGUCAAGAAAAAGUACAGGGACUUCCGGCUGCAGGGCGUGCUGGACUCCACUCUCAACAGCAAGAUGUACGACACGGUCCGCCACCGGCUCAUCCUGGAGGAGGCCACUGCGUCGGUGCGGGAGGGAGGGAUGCAGGGCAUAUCGAUGAAGGACAGCGACGAAGAGGACUGAAACAAUAUGGCCGCCGAUGCUGUUUCCCCAUCCACCUCCUCAGUCCACCACCACAAUGCAUGUUAUGACCACUAAGCCACCUUUUUUUAAACACACACUUGGUUCUCAUUUCAGUCAGGUCUUCAGUGCCCUACGAGGGACCAGAAAAAAAAGAGCCAUCAAGCUAAAAAAAAAAAAAAGGAAAAAAAUACAAAAACAGAUUAGAUUUAAUAGCUAUUGUAAUGAUCAAAUUGAAAAUGAAAAUAACGUCGGUGUUGUACGAUAAACAAUAGAAAAUGUCAAAAUUUCACCCUUCAAUGUCUGAGCAAUAUGGAGUACCAUUUAUGUAUGUCGAGUGAGAUUAUUAGGAUAAUAAAAAUGCUUGGUGUGUCCCUUUCAAGUGCAGAUCUCUAUGACGCUCUAGUCUUCACUGUAAAUACAUGAAUGGUAUCCAGUUGUGCAUAGGCCUCUUGACGGCUCCAUGUCCAGUAUGUCUGAAUGUAUGCCUAAAUGCAACAACUUGAUUGGGGUGCAUCACAACUGUUCGCCAUGCUUAGGGAGUAUAAGAAACUGUUGUCUGUUCAUGUCUACACUAGAAUCUAAAGCUCUCAAUGACCUGUGAUGGAAAGAGUUCUGACACUUUGUUUUUUUAUUUUUAUUUUUUUUAACAGCUGUUGUUUUAGAAAUCUGCAUUCCCAAAAUAUCAGUGAUUUUUUUUUCACGGACACUAUCAAUAUUUUUUAUGCUUCUGAACCAUUCACAAAUUAUAAAUAUGUUCUAUUUUAGUUAAGUAGUAUUUACAUAAUCUAUUCGCCAGAAAGGAGAAUCUUGCCCCUGUUUAGCUUCCUCAAGUUAUUCCUGCAUAUGAUGUUCCCAUUUAUGUUUUUCUCUAUGGAUUGUAGGAUGAUGUCUGCCGGUCCUGCCUUUACCUUUGUUGUUUUUGGUGUGAAGACGAUGCUGUACAUUGCCCUUUGUGCAGUAGCUGCAUGUCCCAAUUCCCCGAGUCUCUCCUAAAGCUUUUGUUAUUCUGUGUAAAGCUACUGGUGGAUUCAUCUUGCUUCUGCCUUAUGGUAAGCCCACAGUUGAAAUACAAAAAAAAACAAAAAAGAAAACGUGGGCCUACGAGAAUCAACAAUAGAUA